Messenger RNA from Pistacia vera, 2134 nucleotides. RefSeq names its product ethylene-responsive transcription factor ERF118-like. Gene Ontology annotation, biological process: regulation of DNA-templated transcription. The record is from RefSeq and is a predicted model, not a curated record. Gene Ontology annotation, molecular function: DNA binding; DNA-binding transcription factor activity. NCBI's taxonomy places the organism in Eukaryota, Viridiplantae, Streptophyta, Magnoliopsida, Sapindales, Anacardiaceae. Bases 801 to 1772 code for a protein of 323 amino acids. The transcript has a single exon.
GUAGGUCUUUUACUCUGUUACAAUCUCUGGGUCUAUGUCACUGUGUUUGCAAAACCGAUAAUAACUAUUAAUCGAUCUUUGUCAGGUUUUAAAGUGGAGAGAAUUAAAACAUAGCCAUAGAUUUGUGAUCUUCUUUGUUGCUUCCUAUCAUUUAUAUCUACCAGUACCUUAUCGAUUGUUUGCUUUUUGUUGUUUGUUUGAGCAGCCGAGAGUAAGUGAGAGGUGGGUUUUGUGUGAGAGUGUUGAGUGUGGAGUGACUUACAGUGAGAGUGAGAGAGAGAGAGAAAGAGAGAGUUGAGGCUGGUUGAGGAGUGGAUUUAUGUCGGCUGGGUUUGCUUUGGCUUUGAUUGGGGCUCCGUUGAAGCUCUGGUUUUCUAUUUCUUCGAUUUCUCUGGUUGUUGCCGUUGUUGCUCUCUGUUGUAUGCUUCUCUGCUCUUUCAGGCAGAGGUUGAAUCUGGUGUUCCCAUCUGUUUCGAUGCGUUUGAUGCCAAGGCGGUAUGUGGGUUUUUCCUUUUAAUUUUUCUCUUAAACCCAUAUUACUGUUACUGAAUCUGAGAUGGUUUUUGUGUGGCUUUCGCAGGACUUGUUCUGGAGUGGAGUGUUUUGGAGAUUUUCACAUAAAGCAACGAUUUUUCUAUCUUUUCUUGUUUUUGAGAGGGGAUUUCACUUGAUACAACUCUGAUAAACCGAGAUCUUCUUUCAUUUUUUUCCUUUUUAUUUAUUUAUUUUUUUUUUUUUUUUUUUAGCUUCUGGGCAUUUUUGAGGGGGGGUUUGGUGGGUUUUAUUUACUCCUCGCAAAGAUGCCAGAGUUUCGAAAGCAGUUUAAUCAAAACAAGAAAACAAUUCGCGGGGACUCUCAAAUCACCAGGAAGGUCCGUGUAAUUUGUGAUGAUCCGUACGCUACCGAUUCAUCUUCAAGCGAAGAUGAAUCUGAGAGAAAUGACUCCAUAGUCAACAAAAGGAAGCGGUUCGUUCGUGAGAUUCAUAUACCGCUUGGCCCGGCUCUGCCGACGCCGGAGGCUGAGAGUUCUUUUGACAGUAACAACGAAGUCAAAAACCCCUCUAAAAAGAGGAAAUCCCCCAUAUCAACAACACCAUCUUCACCUUCAGGAAAACCCAAAGGUGUUCGACAACGAAAAUGGGGCAAAUGGGCCGCUGAGAUUCGAGACCCAUUUAAGAAAGGCCGGAUUUGGUUGGGUACUUACGAUACUAAAGAGGAAGCAGCCAGAGCCUAUGAGGUCAAAAGGCUUGAAUUCGAAGCUAGAGCCGCUGCAGCUGCGGCCGUCGCUGAUGAGGAGAAGAGUAACAUCUCUUCCUCAAAAAGUGACAUGUCAUCAUCUUCUUCACUUGUGGCUUCGAAUUCGCACACCAACAACAACAAUCCUGAUGUUGUUUCUUCUGAAGAGUCUGAGAGUGUUUUGUCUCAUAAUUCACCCGCUUCAGUUCUUGAACUGGAUACUUCUGGUUCAAAUCUCACUACCAAUUGCAAGGUUGAUUUGUUUAAAGAAGGGUUUGAUACUAAUUUUGAAGACCUUGAAAUACCCUUUUUUUUCAUGGACCAGCCAUUUGAGGAAGAGUUGGGAAAUUUCUUCAAUGAUGAUUGUGACCAACUAUUGGGUGAUUUUUGCAGCAUUGAUGAUCUUACUGUUAAUGUGGUUGAAGGAAACGAACCUAGCGCACUUCCUGAUUGCGAUUUCGAGUUGGAGUUUGGCAAUUUAGACUUCGCUUCUUUGGAGGAACAAGCAGUCCCCCUCAAUAUUGCCUGCCUUUAAGUUUUGCAGAUAGGAAUUAUUAUUAUUAUUAUAAUUAUUAUAACUAUUAGUACUAGUUUAUUAAUUAAGAAGAGAUCUCAGGGACUGUAAGAUGAGUUCUUGAGAGUGGGUUUUGUUCUGUUUUGUGAGUGAGAGUUUAUAGUUGUUUAUUUUUGUUGAGAAGAGAGAUGGUCUGAGGAAAAUGAUCUCAUGAAUUUUGUAGUAGAAUCCUUUGGGUUUUCUUGUGCUGCUAGAGCCGUCCAGAGGUUUCUCAUUUGUGUUUUCAAUGCCCUUGAGAGUUUUGUUCAAUUCCUCACCCCUCUCAUCAUUUUGUGUCCCAAGUUACUAUGAUAUGAAAUUUAGUUUCUAUAAUUGUUUCGUCU